UUUGUGUCUCUUUCAGAGGAGUGCAACCCUGAAACUCGUCCUAUUGAGAGAAAAAGAUCAGCUGUUACUGCAAAAACUAUAAAGCCUGCAGAAGACAAAGAUGAUGAUGACUCUAUAGCUGAUUUUCUCAAUAGUGAUGAGGAAGAGGACAGAGUUUCUUUGCAGAAUUUAAAGAAUUUAGGGGAGUCUGCAGCAUUAAGAAGCCUACUGCUCAAUCCACACCUUAGACAGUUGAUGGUCAGCCUCGAUCAGGGGGAUAACAAGGCAAAACUCAUGAGGGCCUGCAUGCAAGAACCCUUGUUUGUAGAGUUUGCUGACUGCUGUUUACGGAUUGUGGAACCAUCCCAGGAUGAGGAUUCUUAAGAUGGAUUAUUGUGCUGCUUGCUCAGUC
Messenger RNA from Puma concolor (puma), 391 nucleotides. It is a transcript of the gene ZNHIT3, whose product is annotated as zinc finger HIT-type containing 3. Gene Ontology annotation, molecular function: protein binding. Gene Ontology annotation, cellular component: nucleus; pre-snoRNP complex. Gene Ontology annotation, biological process: snoRNA localization; maturation of LSU-rRNA from tricistronic rRNA transcript (SSU-rRNA, 5.8S rRNA, LSU-rRNA); box C/D snoRNP assembly. The record is from RefSeq and is a predicted model, not a curated record. NCBI's taxonomy places the organism in Eukaryota, Metazoa, Chordata, Mammalia, Carnivora, Felidae.